AGCAGAAGCCACGCCGUGCAAGCUGGGCAAAAGGGCGAAAAAGAAAGAAAACAAUUAAAGACAGCAAUGCCCCCAAGGCUCCUCUAACUGGUUAUGUGCGCUUUAUGAAUGAACGACGUGAACAGCUGCGAGCUGAGCGGCCUGAGGCUCCAUUCCCUGAGAUCACUAGAAUGCUUGGUAAUGAAUGGAGCAAACUUCCUCAAGAGGAGAAGCAGCACUAUCUGGAUGAAGCAGAAAGAGAUAAAGAAAGAUAUAUGAAGGAACUGGAACAGUAUCAGAAGACUGAGGCCUUCAAACACUUUAACAAGAAAGUACAGGAAAAGCAGAAGGGCAAAAUCCAUAGACCAGAGAUCGGACGUCAACCUACCAGCGAGUCUGUUCAUGAGAAAGAUGCAACAAGUAAGGAGAAGUCUGUUUUUGACAUCCCUAUUUUCACAGAAGAAUUUUUGAACCAUAGCAAAGCACGAGAAGGUGAGCUAAGGCAGCUGCGCAAGACAAACAUGGAAUAUGAGGAGCAAAAUGCUGCAUUGCAAAAGCAUGUUGAAAGUAUGCGGGGAGCUGUGGAGAGGCUGGAGGCAGAUGUCAUGCAAGAGCGCAAUCGCAAUACACUUCUCCAGCAACACCUUGAGACAUUACGAAUGAGCCUCACCAGCAGCUUCUCAAAUAUUCCACUUCCAGGCAGUGGAGAAACACCCACUCUGGAAACAAUUGAUACAUAUAUGAACAAACUGCAAAAUAUAAUCUUGGCAAACCCACAGGAAAAUGAAAAUCUCAUCAGUACUGUCCGGGAAGUGGUCAGCCACCUUGAAAGGUAGAAUCAGGUUUUGGAAUCCAUCAUGCUAAAGGAAACUUCAAGAAUAUUCUACAUUUUCAUUAAAAUGUUAUAUGUGUUGUAGAUACAAAAAUUGCAUCCAUGUUGCGUAGGUAACCUUUGGCUACUUUUUAAAAUAAGUAUUUCAGCAUUUUAAACUUUUUUUCACUAGUAUAACUGUACUUUUAUUUUUUAUUUUAUUUUUUUGUAAUUGUUGUAAAAUUAUUUUUAUGCUUAUUGUCUUAAAUUUGCCAUUCUUGACAAUGUUAAACCUUUUCAUUCAGUUUAUCCAGGGUGUUUUUACAUUGUGCUAGUCCUCGGGUGUUUUAUCGCACUCUUGUCGUUCUUGUGGGGACUUAAUUAAAUAAAGUUAUACUUUCA
This is a messenger RNA of Polypterus senegalus (gray bichir), 1192 nucleotides long. It is a transcript of the gene hmg20a, whose product is annotated as high mobility group 20A. Gene Ontology annotation, cellular component: nucleus. The record is from RefSeq and is a predicted model, not a curated record. NCBI's taxonomy places the organism in Eukaryota, Metazoa, Chordata, Cladistia, Polypteriformes, Polypteridae. The transcript has 7 exons. Bases 105 to 815 code for a protein of 236 amino acids. Gene Ontology annotation, biological process: regulation of gene expression.